Miscanthus lutarioriparius is the source of this 1473-nucleotide messenger RNA. The record is from the annotation of a GenBank genome assembly. Lineage: Eukaryota; Viridiplantae; Streptophyta; Magnoliopsida; Poales; Poaceae.
AUGAGCAUGAGCUCGCCACCUCUGUUCGACAAGGGCCUCAAGGCCGUGCGCCGCCGCGUCGUGGACAACAUCCUCGCCGUCGUGACGGUGCCGCUCAUGGUCGCCGCGCUGGUCGCCGUGGCGCGGUUCGGGCCAGAGGAACAACUAGCUGGCCGGCUCCGCGAGGCGCGGCCCGUGCACCUCAUCUUGGCCACGUUCGUCCCGGCCGCGGCUGCCACAGUGUACCUCAUGCUGCGCCCGCGCGCGGUGUACCUGGUGGACUACGCCUGCUUCCGCACGGCGUCCAACUGCCGCAUGCCCUUCUCCUCCUUCCUGGAGCACGCCAAGCAGGUGCCCGUGCUCAACGAGCGCAGCAUCCGGUUCAUGACCAAGCUGCUGGAGCGCUCGGGGCUCGGGGAGGAGACGUGCCUGCCUCCCGCUCACCACUACAUCCCGCCCUACAACUACUGCACCCUCGACGCGGCGCGAGGCGAGGUCGACCUCGUCGUCUUCUCGGCGCUCGACGACCUGUUCGCCAAGACGGGCAUCAGCCCUGGAGCCAUCGACAUCGUCGUCGUCAACUGCAGCCUCUUCUGCCCCACGCCGUCCUUCGUCGACAUGAUCAUCAACAGGUACAAGCUGCGCAGCGAUGUCCGCAGCGUGCACCUCUCCGGCAUGGGGUGCAGCGCCGGGCUCAUCUCCGUGGGGCUUGCCAGGAACCUCCUCCAGGUCGCUCCGAAAGGCACGCACGCGCUGGUUGUCUCGACGGAGACCAUCACGCCCAACUACUACUUCGGCAGCGAGCGCGCUAUGCUCCUUCCCAACUGCCUGUUCCGCAUAGGCGGCGCCACGGCGUUGCUGUCAAACUCCCCUGCCAAAGCAAGGUUCCGCCUAAAGCACGUCGUGCGCACCCUCACCGGCGCGCAGGACAGCGCGUACACGUGCGUGUUCCAGCAAGAGGACGACAACGGCAACGUCGGGAUCAACCUGAACAAGGACCUGAUGACCAUCGCUGGGAACGCGCUCAAGGCCAACAUCACCACCAUGGGACCCCUCGUCCUCCCGGCCUCGGAGCAGCUCCUGUUCGCGCUCUCCUUCAUCGCGCAGAAGGUGCUCAGCGGCAAGUUGAAGCCGUACAUCCCCGACUUCCGCACGGCCUUCGAGCACUUCUGCAUCCACGCGGGCGGCCGCGCCGUCAUCGACGAGCUGCAGCGCAGCCUCAGGCUGUCGGACGAGCAGGUAGAGGCGUCGAGGAUGGCGCUGCACCGGUUCGGGAACACGUCGAGCAGCUCGCUGUGGUACGAGCUAGCCUACAUCGAGGCCAAGGGGCGUAUGCGGAGGGGUGACCGAGUGUGGAUGAUUGGGUUUGGGUCCGGGUUCAAGUGCAACAGCGCGGCGUGGGAGUGCAUCGCGCCCGCCGCCAACGCGGAGGGACCCUGGGCCACGUCCAUCCACAGGUACCCGGUGGACAUUCCAGACGUGACGAAGCACUAA